Phaeoacremonium minimum UCRPA7 is the source of this 1317-nucleotide messenger RNA. RefSeq names its product putative tyrosinase protein. The transcript has a single exon. Lineage: Eukaryota; Fungi; Ascomycota; Sordariomycetes; Togniniales; Togniniaceae. Bases 1 to 1317 code for a protein of 438 amino acids. The record is from RefSeq and is a predicted model, not a curated record. Gene Ontology annotation, molecular function: oxidoreductase activity.
AUGUCUAAUAGCUACUGGGAUUGGGCCAGCGACCCCCAUCUUCCACCUGUUGUGAUGUCCCCGGACAUCACGCUCACGAUUCCGGGCACCUCGUCCGGAAGCCAAGAUACUCUGUAUCUCGACCACAAUCCCUUAUACUCGUACAAGUUCACUUCUCAGUAUGCCAUAGAUCUCUUGCAGAAGGAGUUGAACUGGGACACUACAGACGCCUGGCAGGAGUCCAAGCGCUGCCCGGAUGCCGAUGGGAAGAGCAACCAGGAAAUAGCCAAUGUGCAAGUGGGAACCUUCCACGCGUUCAAGUUGCAGACGUUUCAGGCACUCACCGCAAUCAAUGACUUUGAUCAGUUCACUUGUCAGGCCUGGAGACACAAUGAAGGACCUCAAGCAUACAACUCUGUGGAGGGAAUGCAUAACAACAUCCACAACUACACCGGCACGAACGACACGGUUCUGUACGACAACAAUACCAAGCUUACUGGGAAUAUGACCGAUGUACAGGCCAGCUCAUUCGACCCAGUAUUCUGGCUUCAUCACGUCAACUGCGAUAGGAUCACAGCUCUCUGGCAGGCGCUCAAUCCUGACUGCAUAAUCAAUGAGUGGCCCUCCUUGAACGACCGCUACGUUGCCAAAGAGGGAACAGUCGAAGGCGGGCAGUCCAACCUCGAGCCGUGGCACAAAACCGCUCAGCACUCGGUGUCUGACUACUACAUUGCCAAUGACACCAAGGAGCUCACGAGUACUUUCCUCGGCGGCUACUAUUACCCGGAGACACCAUUGGAAUACAUCCAGGAUCCGGUCCAGAUGAAGGCAUACACUACUCAGAAAAUUUACGAACUGUAUGCGCCGGCGAACCUCCUUCCUCCUGCACUUCGCGACAGUAAGGGUGGGUUUAAAGCUCAACCCCCGGCUGAGAACAUUCCCGCUGGCGUUGGCGCCAACCCCCAAGAAAGCGUCCGCCACUGGCAAGUCUUCCUGAGAGUGAAGAACUUUGCUCUCACGGGCACUUGGGCGGUGCACAUCUUCCUCGGCGAGCUGCCGGACGCAACUGAGGAAUGGUUCCUCUCCGAGAACCGUGUCGGAACGGUCACCAUGCUCUCCAACCGUUCCAAGAAACAUUGUGAGAACUGUGCUUCUCAGGAAGCAAGUGGCAUCCUCGUUACAGGAACAGUGCCGUUGAACGAAGCCUUGGAAAAGCGGGGCGUGGAUGUUGAGAAUGAGGAUGCUGUUGUUGCGUUCCUACAGAAGGAGUUGUCGUGGAGAGCUGUUAAAGUGAGCUUUUUAUCGAAACUACCGUACAAUCAUACCAAAGCAAGCUAA